Molecule: messenger RNA, 3901 nt
Organism: Branchiostoma floridae (Florida lancelet)
Lineage: Eukaryota; Metazoa; Chordata; Leptocardii; Amphioxiformes; Branchiostomatidae
Product: negative elongation factor A-like
Exons: 5
Coding region: 104-1672 (522 amino acids)
Biological process (GO): negative regulation of transcription elongation by RNA polymerase II
Cellular component (GO): NELF complex
Source: RefSeq, a predicted model, not a curated record
UUUUUUUAUGUUUCGUCGAAAGCGCUGCUGAACGAAUCGCGUGCUACUUUUCCUCCCAGCCAGAAGAAGAUUCGCCCCCCUCCCCACAACACACACUGGAGAGAUGGCGACGUCUGCCCGAGAUACGGCGCUCUGGCUGCACAACAAGCUCGGCGCCACGGACGAUCUGUGGGCCCCGAGCUCCGUCACGGGUCUCCUGACGCCCGACACGCUGUACAACACGCGGCAGUGCUUCCUGGAGCUACAGGUGCCCGUCAAACUCAAGCUGCUACUGGCGCUGGUGCAUCUGCCCAGGCGACAGUUGCAAGAAUGCUCCGCUUCCGUGGAACACGUGAUCUCCCAGGCCCUACAGGACGACGACGCGUGGGUUCGUAUGAUCGCGGACGUCGUGCGAUCCUACCCCAAGUCCGGCGCCCUCAACACCCACCUGGAGGACACCCAGUCUGUAUACGGUGACACGGUGGAGAACCUAAGGGGCCCUGUGUCAGAGGUCGACACCUCCUCUCUCCUCCCUUUAGAGUGUAAGUACCUGAACAGGAACGCUCUGAACGCCAUGCUCGGCCAACAGCCUCCUCCUGUCAAACACUUCGCGUUGAAACGGAAGCCAAAGUCCGCCACCCUUCGCGCCGAACUCCUUCAGAAAUCCAGCGAGGCGGCGCUACAACAGAAGAAAGGCGUUCCCAGCACCCCCAUCCCUGGAAAGGCACGUACGCUCUCAGUCGGUCGGAGGAUCGAUACAACCACUCCGCUAAAAGGGAUUCCAAAAUCGUUCACAGCGAGUAGCCACAGCGGUUUCCACGGAAGCUCCGCCACGGGAGGGCGCAGCGUGGCGCGCCUGGCGGCCAUGACGGCUUCCCGGAAGGGAGAGCGCGGGGCAAAGUUCCUGGAAAUCGAGGAGCAACCCCUGGGGGGUCAGGCCAAGCGGAGAAAGAGGAUGCAAGACGAGACUCAGGAGAAACAGAAACAGAAGGAAGAGAAGGAAAAAGAGGAAGCUGCAACGGCCACGCCCGACUACGCGGCGGGACUGCUCGCUGCUGCGGCCACGGCACAGAAGAGCGCAGUUCCGGUGACCACGAUAGAAGUGACUGCGCCUUCGUACGCACCGAGCACGGCAAUGAGAACCAACACACCAGGAAAUGCACCUGCCACACAAACUACUACUUCAGCAGUGCCCAACUCGGUGGCAGCAGCCAGAGAGAACCUUCAACAGCAGCUCCAGCAGCAGCUGCAGGCCCCGCAGUUCUCUGCACAGCCGACCCUGCAGCAGCCGCAGCAGCCUCAGCCCACCCUGCAGCAGCCUGCAGGCCUCCAGUACGAACCACCAGCUGCAGCUGCAGCACAGUCAACCUCUGCAUCAGCUUCCCAGUCUCAACAGAAGAAAGGCCUAUCUCUCACCAGGGAACAGAUGCUGGCAGCACAGGAGAUGUUCAGAACUUCCAACAAGGUCACACGUCCAGAAAAGGCGCUCAUUCUCGGCUUCAUGGCGGGCUCUCGCGAGAACCCGUGUCCGCAGCAGGGCGACAGCGUCACGAUCAAACUGAGCGAACACACGGAGACCGUUCCCAAACCAGACGGAACCGGCGAAGCCAACAUGGUCGUGGACACACUGUUUGAGAUGAACUACAAAACUGGGGAGUGGAAGAGACUGAAGAAAUACAGGCCAACUGUCUGAUCUGUAUUUCUGUCCAGUUUCUUAGACAUAUUAAACACAACAAGAAAUGCUCUUGAAGAAAGCUUGCUUACCAUUAGAUUAGCCUAGAAUCCAGCCGUGUUGUGCUCUGGUCGCUCCCCAAAGGUACACUUCCUGCUAACACGUCUGGUGUUCGUUACUAUUUGAACGAUCAGCAUUUGCAUAUUCGCAGAGAUUUUAUGUGAGAUUUCUGAUUGGCUGGUUCAAGCACUCGUUCAAACAGCGAUCCAUUAUCAUCAACAUGGCCGCCGCAUCAGACGUUCAUAAUGUCUGAACUACCCAGCGAAUUACCCGGAAUUUCGUCACUUAGACGAGCAAACAAAGACCUUAGAGGCCUUUAUCAAUGGAAAGGAUAUUUGAAUAGCGCUCUUGCCAACAGAGUAUGGAAAAGGUUUGAUUUAUCAGAUCGUUCCAAUAGACUAAGUCUCGAAGAAGAUGGGUCGUUGAUGAUGAUGGAACCCCUGUUGUAUACAAAUACCAAUUGUUCAAAUGGUAACGAACACCAGACAUGUUGGCAGGAAGCGUACCUCUGGGGAGCGACCAAAGCACAACACGGCUGGAUUCCAGGCUACCAUUAAAUAAUUGUUAGGAUGAAAUCGUAGCAGAAACUACUGGAUGUUUAUGUAUACAACUGUUCAAGCCCUGCCCUCCCAUUGACAAUAACACGUCCUUCACGUAAACCGUCUUGCUACCUUUUCCUUUGCUGCAUUAUUGAUAACUAAUGGCCACAGUACUUCAUCUUGCUUGCUUGUACUUCAUCAAUGAACAUCAAAUUAUCUUGGAUACCAUUAUUUUACAAUCCGUGGAUUCUAAAGCACUUUAGAUACACAGAUCUAUUCAGACUAUGCAUUGUCUGCCAUUGAGCAAAAUUUCGAAUGCAUGAUGAGUAAAAAAAGAGCCAACUGGCAAUCCUGGCCUGUCUGCAGGUUGAUUGAUAUGAAACAAAGGAAGGCAGGAAUGUAUAAAAGCUGAAAUAUUCACUUUUCAAGCUGCACAACUUCAUAAGAUGUUAGCUGUUUGUUAUUUACAUGUACGGCAUGUAUAGAAUUAACAUGAGAAGAAAACACACAUAAGAAAUAAAGAUUGUGUGUGCUCUGUAUUUCUUCCAAUUUUCAUAGAAGAGAGAAAAAAUCUGAUGAACCCUAAGGGACAGGAAACAAUACCUCCAAUAUAUGACUUUUCUAGCCAUCACUUUUUUUAGCGAUGCUAGAAUGGCCUGUCAGAACAAAUUAAUGCUAGUAGAUUACUAACGAUCCUUACAAGUCAGUGACCAUUUUGCCAGUUAUAUGUGUUGGCAUUUAAUUUUUCUGCCUUUUCAUUCUAUUGACGCUGAAGGAGAGGUACGUAUUGAUGUCACUUGAAACAUCUGAAGUAAAAUACUAAUUUCAUCCAGUUGUACAUGAAGAGAUUGAAUUGUCCUUAUUAUACAUGAAUUUCUAACCAUCAUGAACAUACCAAUGCUGUUAUCUAUGUAUCUUUUCACUCUCUUAUUAGAAUAAAGCAAAGAAAAGGUGUGAUUGAUAUGUAAUUAUGGUCAGCAGAAAGAAAUAUAUAUAUAUUUGAACAUGGGAGAGUGCAAGAGACUUGGGUCUAUAGUUGCAUGUACAAAGGUAGUACAUUGAACUAGUGAGAAUACAGCUUUACUAUAAUAGUUGUAGACCUAUCUGUAACCAGAUUGUCAAACUGUAUUAUAUUAAUCACAAACUUACAUGAUAUUAUCAGCAGCCGGUAAACACGUGUGUAUUACCUUGAAAGAAUUUUGUUUUCUUUCAAUUCCUUAAAAACAAACCUUAUGUACAAAGGCAAAAAGCAAAUUACACACAUUGCGUUAAUUAAGUAGGAAAACAGAAAUCCUUGGCCAUAACCUGUUUGAUAUGCCAAUAACUUACGGUAUAUUGUAGCACCUGGACGAGCCUACAACAGAAUGAUAGUAAACUGAUGCAUCUUUGUAUUGCAUUCCCCGUAAACCGGAAGAACAAAAUACAACAUUGUCACCAUGCAAAGAUAACUAUCCUUGUGUAUAAUUUUAAUGAGUGACACAUUGACACCAAAUAACUUCAUAAUAUCAUACCUUGAAAAAGAUUACUAUUUUUCAAUAUUCAUCUUAGAGAUGUUCAAAUAACUUGAUUGCACCAAGUUGUAACUAAAUUACAUCAUCCAAUAUGUAUGAAUCCAUGUAUUACUUUUUGACUUUGUCAUUGAAAAAAAAAA